GUGAGGAAGACAAGUUGUCCAAUCUGGAAUUCUACGUUUGAACUUGUUUGUACGACAUCACUACAAGAACAAUAUAUUUGUGCCGAGGUGUAUGACAAAGAAAGGAUUGGACAAAACGUCUUGAUUGGGGAGGUAAGACUAAAGGAUUUCAACCCACGUUUCAUGGGAGCUAAGUCAAGUGCUGGUAGUAUUCUACAAUAAGUUGCUGUGGUUUAAUUAAAGAGGCUGUCAAGUCCGUUCUGCUCAUUUGUGUGUUUGUUUACAUUUUUUUGUUUCAAACAAUAGAUAAUUUAAUUAAAAUUCCAAUCUGUGGGUCCACAGACCGGAAUUUUAAAUUAUCUAUUGUUUCAAACAAAAAAUGUACACAGAUCAGAAUUUUAAUCAAACAAAAAAUGUAAAUAAAACAUGCGCAUGACGGACUUGACAGCUAGCCUCUUUAAUGCAUUUUUGAAAAUUGUAGUUUUUAUUUCUCGUUGAACAGGUUCUGGUAGAUUUGGACAGUAUUGCUAUCGGAGAGCAAGUGGACAAGUGGUAUACUCUCACACAUAGGGAAAGUGGGAAAAUAAAACCCGAGGGCAAAAAGUGAGAAUUUUGAAUAUUUUGUUUGUAUUGUGCGUUCUGUCUAUAUGCAUGUUUCCCAACAAAUUUAAUAGACAACAUGUUUUGAAAUGAAGCUGAGUUCUUAACUUGUCAUCCGUCCAGCCCACUAGCAGGAAUCAAACCCGCGACGGCUGCGUGGUUCAAACCCGCGGGGCCGGAUUUUAAAAAUUCGCGUUAAUUUAAUGUUAAUUUAUGUGAUCGUUAAUUUUAAGUAUGUAAUUUUCAUUUAUCGUUAGUUAAAAAUACCUAGAUUUGUUUUAUAUAAUACUAACUAUUUUAAUAUCAAAAUACAGCAUAUUACUGCAAUGGAAGUGUUGAUAAAAUAUUGCACCAAUUCCUUCCUCAAGUCGAUCAAUUCAUUUGAUCGAAAAUUGAUCAACUUCCGAUCCUGUUACUUUUAAAUGAGCCAAUUAGAUUUCGUUUCAGAACCGAUUGACCAAUAGGAAACGCACAGGAGGUAAAAAGAAAUUUGAAUUCGUAUGAAUUGAUCAACUUGAAGAAAUGAAUUCAUGCAAUAUUUUAUCAACACUUCCAUUGCAUCGACAGUAACGUAAACUAAAAACGUCAGUGCUCCUCUUAACAUUAAACCUUUGUUAUUGUUUUGUCUAUAUUUUCCGAUUCGCGUUAAUUUAAUUAAUUUGUCAACCAUGGAGAUCAGAUUCGCGUUAAUAUAAUCAUGUUUUAAAAGACCUAUAGAAGCAAUCCGCGUUAAUUUGAUGUCGCGUUAAUUUAUGUCGCGCUAAUAAAGUGCAUCGUUAAUAUCCUAUAAUAAGGUAUAUGGUUGACAGACAUUAUUCCUUUCAUUUAAAACCAUGGUCAGCUAGAACACUGUCAGGGGCGUAGGAACCUUCUAAAAGUUGGGGGGGGGGGGCAAACUUUGAGGGGCACUUUUCGGAAAAAAGGGCAUCUAUUCCAAAAAAAUUUUCCGGAAAUACAAAAAAAAUUUUCCGGAUAUAUCACAUUUUUUCCUAAAUAUGAAAAAAAAAUUCCGGAUAUACCAAAAAAAAUUUCGGAUAUAUGAUAUUUUUCCCAGAAGUGGAAAAAAUUUUCCGGAAAUAACGCAGAUUCAAUUUUUCAAAAGUGCCCUUUGGGCAAAAAAUGCAAUUUUAAUGACAUUUUUCACGCAAGAAAAGGGCACUUUGCUUCCGGAAAAAGGGCACUUGCCCCCCCCCCCGGUUCCUACGCCCCUGAACACUGUACGUUUAUGCACAUGCAGCACAAAAAUACUCCGUUGGUGGUCUGCAGGAAAUUUUUGUCUUCAGGUUGUGCUCCCUGGAAGAAAAUUAUUUUUUUCUGCCCCAAAAUCCUGAUAUUCAAAACUGUACUAUUGCAGGAAAGAACUCGGCAAGAUACGACUAAACGUUCAGUUAUUUGAAGACCAGAUACUCCCCUGGGAAUGUUAUGUACCAUUAAUCAACCACUUGGUUGAGACAGUGAAGAAACAGCCGUAUGAUGAAGUCAAUACGCUGAGCCUGCUGGAACAGGUGAUGACUGCUGACCGUACUGCCAUUGGGCGUUCCCUUGUGAAGCUCUACAUCAACCAAGGCAUGAUCGUAAAAUUACUUGAUGCCCUCACAAAAGUCGAGGUCGCUACUACAGGUAGAAAAUUGUUUUAUCUUUGUUUUCAUCCACACAAGUUAAACUGAGCUGAUUCUAUUUAUACUGGAUCUGGGUAGCUCUAUAUCAGUUUUAAACUGUUCUUUCUCUAGAGGUCCAGUAAGGGUCAUUCUUUAUUGAUCCAGUGUUACUACAGGAGGAAACUUAUACUAAACUAACUUAUUUAUACUGGAUAGUUCUAUCAGUUCUAAACUGUUCUUCCUAGAGGUCCAGUAAGGAUCAUCUCUUGUUGAUCCAGUGGAAACCUAAACUAAACUUAGCGAUAAGUUAAUCAUGUUUACUUCACUAUGACUUUAUUUUAUAGAAACCCUUAAUACCUUGUUUCGUGGUAAUUCUCUCGCAACAAAAGGGGUUGACGAAUUUAUGAAGGUAAUUAGUUACUACGCGUUCUGCUCAUGAGAAAAUAGUAUUAAUUCUUUUCAUUAUAAUAAGUAGUCUUUUAUGUGGAUAACAAAAAGAAUUCAGAGAUGUAGUUUAAAUUUUAUGCUCCUUACCAUUUCUGACGUUGACCAGCAAAUCAACUUGCCAAACCCGUCCAAUUACGGAUAAAUUGAAUUGGGUAUAUAAACAACCGUUAAUGAAGAUUUUUUCCACAGGUAAUUGGCAUACCAUAUUUAUUAGAAACGUUAAAACCAACUAUCGACAAGAUUUACAAAGAAAAACGAUAUUGCGAGAUUGAUCCUAACAAGAUUGACCGUAGCGUUCCAAG
Molecule: messenger RNA, 2926 nt
Organism: Paramuricea clavata
Lineage: Eukaryota; Metazoa; Cnidaria; Anthozoa; Malacalcyonacea; Plexauridae
Source: the annotation of a GenBank genome assembly